Molecule: messenger RNA, 750 nt
Organism: Cavia porcellus (domestic guinea pig)
Lineage: Eukaryota; Metazoa; Chordata; Mammalia; Rodentia; Caviidae
Gene: Ly6g6c
Product: lymphocyte antigen 6 family member G6C
Exons: 4
Coding region: 144-530 (128 amino acids)
Cellular component (GO): external side of plasma membrane; protein-containing complex
Source: RefSeq, a predicted model, not a curated record
AGCUGUGAACGCGGAGGGAGGUGUCCUAAGCAGCUGAGUGGGGAGGAGCCUUUGGCAUUAUAAAUUCCCAAAAGGUGCUCACCUCGCAGAGCCAGAUCCCUGAAGUCUACUCUGUCAGCUGUUGUGGGCACUACCACGUCAGGAUGGGCGCCACGAGAGGCCUGCUGCUGCUCUCCCUGUCUGCUCUAUUCUGCUGGGUCACAGCUGACAUUCACUGUCACUCCUGCAACAAGAUCCCUGUGCUGGGCUGUGUGAAUCGGCAGUCCUGUCAACUGAGGCCAGGACACCGAUGCCUGACAACCAAUGUGUACCUUGGGAAGAUGUGGCUGUACUCCAAGCUCCGCUGUGGCACAUCGGAGGAGCCCUGUUACGAGGAGUUUGAUAAAAUCGAUCACAAGUUGGGCCUGAACUACAACACCACCUGCUGCGAGAAGGACUACUGCAACAGCCCCGCCCCGAGGCCCACGCCGGCCCUGGCCCUGGUGUUCCUCACCUCCUUGGCUGGCCUCGGCCUCUGGCUGCUGCACUGAGGCCACUUUGGAUCCCCACGGGCUCUGACGGCUCCCCACUUUGUCUCCCGCAUGGUACCGUGCCCUCCCUGGGGAGGAACUGGGAUCCAGGCCUGGAGUUGGGCUUCCAUCCAGGCCCCCACACGAGUUCCGAGCAAAGGACCUGACACCCUCACAGCCCCGAGGGCUGACUCCCAGCCUCUCACUUCUCGUUUCCAGUAAUAAAUGCCUGUGUCUCACA